Molecule: messenger RNA, 1717 nt
Organism: Pongo pygmaeus (Bornean orangutan)
Lineage: Eukaryota; Metazoa; Chordata; Mammalia; Primates; Hominidae
Gene: BLOC1S4
Product: biogenesis of lysosomal organelles complex 1 subunit 4
Exons: 1
Coding region: 557-1210 (217 amino acids)
Cellular component (GO): BLOC-1 complex
Source: RefSeq, a predicted model, not a curated record
GGAUUUGAUAUUUGCUUGGAAACCAUUACUAUUUCUUAGUUUUACACCAUUUGCAAUCAGACGAAGCUGAAGACUUUAAAAAUCAUCCAAAGUCGUCAAGGUCCAUCCCUUUUGUGUUUCGUCUUGCUUAUCUCAUUUAUUUUACUAUAAACAGCAAAAAGAAAUGAAGGACAGGAGGGAGACUUUCAUGGGUGCUGGACAUGUCCUACCUGUUGAUCCGGAUAGAAGAUGCAUGGUUGUAUGGAUGUGUACAAAGUCAUCAACGUGCACACUUAAAAUAUACGCACUGUAUUGUAUUCCUGCUAUACCUUCGCUUAAAAAAAAAAAAAAAAGGUUGAAUGUGAGUUCGGGCGCGAGAAAACCGCAGCGCGCAUGCGUGAGCGUGAACGCGCAUGCGUGAGUGUGAACGCGCUGGGAGGCCGGAAACAAAGGUGGAUGCGCGUGCACAGACGCUCUCGCAGGCCGCCGGAAGCAAAGGCGUGAGCGCGCGUGCGUGCGUGUGCGUGAGCGCGCGGAGGCCGGAAGCGAGCGCUGCGCAGUCGGGUGGUCCCGGGCCAUGGAGGGUAGCUUUUCGGAUGGCGGAGCGCCGCCAGAGGGGCUGGCGGAAGAGGCCGAGCCGCAGGGCGCCGCCUGGAGCGGGGACAGUGGCACUGUGUCCCAGAGCCAUAGCAGCGCCUCGGGGCCGUGGGAGGACGAGGGCGCGGAGGAUGGCGUGCCGGGCCGCGACCUGCCGCUGCUUCGCCGCGCCGCUGCGGGCUACGCCGCCUGCCUGCUGCCCGGGGCUGGGGCGCGGCCCGAGGUCGAGGCCCUGGACGCGAGCCUGGAGGACCUGCUCACCAGAGUGGACGAGUUCGUGGGCAUGCUGGACAUGCUUCGCGGCGACUCGUCCCACGUCGUCAGCGAGGGCGUGCCGCGCAUCCACGCGAAGGCCGCCGAGAUGCGGCGCAUCUACAGCAGGAUCGACCGGCUGGAGGCCUUCGUGAGGAUGGUGGGGGGCCGCGUGGCCAGGAUGGAGGAGCAGGUCACCAAGGCCGAGGCCGAGCUGGGCACCUUCCCCAGGGCGUUCAAGAAGCUCCUGCACACUAUGAACGUGCCCUCGCUCUUUAGCAAGUCUGCUCCCUCGAGGCCACAGCAAGCCGGCUACGAAGCCCCCGUCCUGUUUCGGACCGAAGACUACUUCCCUUGUUGCAGUGAAAGGCCUCAGCUCUGACGGCCUGACCACUGCGGCAAGAGGACCCCAGCUGGGGUGCUUACCUCCAGUAUGAAGUGAAUUGCAAAUCCUGCUCAUGGACAUAUAUGAUGUUGGAGUGUGGGAUUUUAAAGUUUACUUUCUACAAACUCUCCGUAGUAUGUAUAUUCAUGAUUCAGUGUAGAAUGUAUAGACUUUAUGUCUUCCAAUUUUAAAAAAAGAGACACGGUCUUGGUAUGUUGCCCAGACUGUUCGGAAACUCCUGGGCUCAAGUGAUCCUUCCACCUCAGCCUCCCCAGUAGCUGGGACUACGGGGUCGCCACUGCACCCAGCCUGUGUCUUCCAGCUCUAAUCAGAAAGCUGCUUGGCGAGGGCAUGGGGAAUCAAACUGAAUGAAUUUUCUCUGCACUGUGGCAAAACUGUUAUUUUUAUGGAUUUUACUAAACGGCGUUACCUUUUCAAGAUUUCUAUGUUUGUAUAAUCAUAAGAAAAUUGAGCUAUUAAAGCCUUGUUAUUAUUCAAUCCUAA